Mytilus californianus (California mussel) is the source of this 1270-nucleotide messenger RNA. RefSeq lists its product as uncharacterized. The coding region runs from base 563 to 1108 and encodes 181 amino acids. Lineage: Eukaryota; Metazoa; Mollusca; Bivalvia; Mytilida; Mytilidae. The record is from RefSeq and is a predicted model, not a curated record. The transcript is spliced from 2 exons.
UAAAAUGUUUUUUGUUUCAUUUCAUUUACAUUGGGAAAUAGAGAAACGAUCAUUGUGUUUUGUUAGUUUUAAAAACUUUUGAUAUAUUUGUAUUUUGCAUUAUAAGCAGUCAACCGAUUGACAAACUAGAAUUAUUUGAAUUCCGUGUGGAAAGAGCUCGGGUUAAUUUCGAGUGUUAUCUGCAAUCUAUAUGUUUAUAAAUCAUUUCAGUCGUUGAUAUAAUAAUUAAAGGUCGACUGAACAUGAAUUAUAUUAUACAAUUUAAAGCGCAUUUCUGUUUAUGCACGUGAACCCGUCUAACGUUAUUGUUAUUUCGCAGUUAUAUAAAGUAGCAAAUUAUCGUUCCUGAAUAGUUGGCGCCGUGGUAGCCGAUCCUGUUCCUCAACUUCCGGUUUCUGCACUGUGCAACUAUUUCAGUUACAAUUUUAAUUAACGAUGCCAAGUACUUGUUGUUGUGUACCUGGAUGUCAUUUAAGAGGAGGACAUGCAUUUCCAAAUGACUUAAACAAAAGGAAAAGUUGGAUCAACGCCAUGGCCCAUACGCAGAUUGGACGAGAACACGAUGAGUCCAUCUCAAUCAGCUGUUGUUUGCAAGGCACAUUUUACUGAAAAAGACUACGUGCAGGAAACUAUUCAUGGGCGCAAACCCACCAUACAGAGACUUAAGUCUACUGCCAUUCCCAGCCUAUUUUCCUGGACCAAGCAAGAGACUGAAUCGUCCGCAAAAAGAAAAAUCAGGGCAGUUUCCUGUGAAAACAAAAGAACUAAACUUGAUGAAUAUUGUAGUAGAAAUCUAGAGGAAAGUUUUGAUUGUAAAGUUGGUUUUCCUGAAGAAGUCAUUCAUACUGCAGAAAGGAUUUAUGACUGUCCACCACCAACUGCCGAGCUAAUGUUGAGCUUCACAGAUAGAAUUACGCAAACACCAUCAAUGCCUAUGUUUUCAGCAGAGAAUUUUGAAAUGAAGACACGUGACACAGCCAUGCAUUUUUAUACCGGUUUAGAGUUGUAUACUAAAUUUUUAUUUGUUUUGACCAAACUUGGUCCAGCAGCACAUUGUUUGAGAUACAUAUAUUUCAAAUUGAUAGACAUAAUAAACAUGUGCACAUAGAGCGAAUUAUUGGACUUGGCAAAACAUACAAAAUUCUAAUAAAUCCUAUGAAUGGAACUGAAACAAAACAUUCAUCUGAAAUAAUAUUUAGUUGUUUUAUGAUGUGUAAUUUUAGAACUUGUAUUGUGCCAAAGGAUGCAUAAAUAAAAGUGACGCAAUGAA